Aureobasidium melanogenum CBS 110374 is the source of this 375-nucleotide messenger RNA. RefSeq lists its product as uncharacterized. Gene Ontology annotation, cellular component: fungal-type cell wall. Lineage: Eukaryota; Fungi; Ascomycota; Dothideomycetes; Dothideales; Saccotheciaceae. Gene Ontology annotation, biological process: fungal-type cell wall organization. Bases 1 to 375 code for a protein of 124 amino acids. The transcript is spliced from 2 exons. The record is from RefSeq and is a predicted model, not a curated record. Gene Ontology annotation, molecular function: structural constituent of cell wall.
AUGAAGUCCUUCGGUGUCCUCGCCCUUGCCGCCUCGGCCUCUGCUGCCUACAUCAACGGCACUGCUCCCGCAAACGGAACUGUGUACACCACUGAGGUUGUCACUGCAUACACCACCGUUUGCCCUGCUGCCACCUCUGGAGCAUACGUGACCACCAUCAACAGCAAGGCCUACACCAUCUCCUCGGCCACCACCAUCACUGUUACCGAUUGCCCCUGCACAUUGGUCAAGCCCAUGGCUACUUCCAUGGCCUCCAGCGCUGCCAAGAACGGAACUGCCAGCGCCACCAAGCCCGCUGUGUACACUGGUGCUGCCAACCACGUUGCCGCUGGCUACGGUCUUGCUGCCCUCGGUGCCGCCGUCGUUCUCCUGUAA